Messenger RNA from Stomoxys calcitrans (stable fly), 820 nucleotides. Its product is annotated as heat shock protein 27. The coding region runs from base 85 to 711 and encodes 208 amino acids. NCBI's taxonomy places the organism in Eukaryota, Metazoa, Arthropoda, Insecta, Diptera, Muscidae. The record is from RefSeq and is a predicted model, not a curated record. Gene Ontology annotation, molecular function: protein folding chaperone. Gene Ontology annotation, biological process: response to heat; protein refolding. The transcript has a single exon.
CUCAUAUAAAUAGCUUCUCUUUCAAAUUAUUGCAGUAUAUUAAAGUAAAACACAACGCCAGUAACUAACCAAAAUAGCAACAAAAUGUCGCUUGUGCCAAUUUUAAUGCAUUUAGCCCGCGAUUUGGAUGCCGAGCAUCGUCGCGUCGAUAGCUUGGAUCGCCUUUUGGAUGAUGACUUUGGAUUUGGAAUAAAUCCUGUGGACAUUUUCCGCCGUCCCCUUUGGUGUGGUCAGCAACGUUCGUUGUACUCGCCGUACAUGUUAAGCAGACGUCAGCACAGUGAUAAAAAUGAAUCGAGUCUCAUCCCAACUGUGGGUAAAGAUGGUUUCCAAGUUUGUAUGGAUGUUUCUCAAUUUAAGCCCAGCGAAUUAACGGUAAAGACUGUGGACAAUGUUGUCAUUGUUGAAGGCAAACACGAGGAGCGGGAAGAUGAACAUGGCAUGAUACAGCGCCACUUUAUUCGCAAAUACACCCUUCCUAAAGACUAUGAUCCAAAUGAGGUUCAUUCAACCAUCUCCUCGGACGGUGUACUAACCGUGAAGGCUGCACCCCCGCCAAGCAAAUCCAUCCAAAAUGAACGCGUGGUUCAAAUUCAACAAACCGGCCCUGCUCACUUGAAUGUCAAGCCACCAGAGAUGACUGCCCAGUCCCUUAAACAAGCUCAGAAUGGUGCUCAUACUGAUAAAACCCAGCAAACAACUGCCAAAUAAAUUGUAUUUUUGUUUUAAAUUUAGUUGUAUAAUUAUUUAUUAACUUCAUUCCGUAGUUUGAAGAAAACGAAACUUUUUAUACUGAAUAAAAUUCGCACUUUUACAUAAA